CGUAUUUGAACACAACAUGGGAAAGUCUAUGGGUAAUAAAUAUGUUCUCACAGACAAGUUAAAAUUGUUGUACCACAUGACCCAGAUGAAACAAACUCAUAUUAAUGACAUAUCUGACGAACUGGAUGAAAUUAAGUUUCUACAAAGCAAGUUUGCGAAAGACAAGAACGCUCAUAUCAAUCGUACUUUAGAGAAGAUUCGGUUAGCACGAGAGAAUUUAGAGAAGGACGUUUUUAAUUUGAUAGUUCGCUACGAAGGAGUAAAUGCUAUAAUCGCAGAUGCCACCACUUCUCAAAUGAGCUCAAUAAACCAGAAGUUUCGAGAGAUUUCAAAAAGUUUCAGAUGACUCUUGCAAUGCACAAAACAGAGGAAAAGACCUUGACGCAUAGAAAGCAGAAGUUGGAUUUACAACUGGCUCAAUGGAUAGAAAAAUAUGAUAUUGAAAUUGGUGAUCGUGAAGAAGAACUGCAGCGAUUGAUACAAAGAUACGAUGAUGCUUCAACAGAGUUUUUCGAUUUGGAAUUAACAAUGAAUAAACAUGAAAUUCUUUAUAACCAAAGUGUAUUAGAGAGGACCACUGAAGAAAAACGAAUCUUUGAGAUGAAGUUGCGUGCAUUAAUGUGCGCUAGAGCAGCGAAAACCUUGCAAAGAGCUUGGCGUGCACAUCGUGCACAACAAAAGCGGAAAAACGAAAGGGUGGCAAACGAAAAAACAAAUAAGUCAUGAAAUAAAUAAUAAAUGUUUAUAGUAUUAUUAUUUUGACAUUGAUUGAAUCGAAUUUAGUAGCGGAAAGUAGAGGAAAUCAUACAUUUAUUUUACUUGCAAUUUACCAACAAUGGCGUACCGAAUUAUAAGUGAGACUUCACUGGAUUCCUCCUUGGAUCCAUCCGGUGAAAGCUCUGUGACCAGCACACAAGACCCAGAUGAAGAUUUUCAUUUGACCGAUAAUAUUCCAUACCUUGAUGUUAUUUCAAGAUUUACCAACGUUAAACGCAAUGAGAAGUUUAAUAUCCAGCCAUCAUGGAGUGGCAUGAACAUAGAGGACACCACCAAGGAUCAAAUCGAUAAUGCAAUCUUGGCAAAACGGGUGGUUGCUCUUUUGGAUACUGCGGCACUAAAAGGAAAAAUGAUGUUAACUCUGCCAAAGUUCCUUGAAGACGACGGAGCACUUCUGCGCAAGUGGAUGCCGCCUAAAGAAGCGGAAUAUGUUAUUCAUUGCUUCCGAAAAAGAACUUGUUCGUCGAGAACAGGAAACUGGUUCGCACUUCGACGGGUUUCACUGUCGACAAGAGCAUGCAGCUCGCAUUUCGCAUGAUGUCCAUGAACCCUGCUUUCCGGCGUACGUGCAGAAGUAUCCGCCAAAGUUGACGCAGUACAUGCGGAAUUUUCACAAUGCAAACAUCGAAUUUGGUAUUUAUUGCCGAAAGCAAUUGGAGCUGACCGCUAGAGACAUGGUCGAAAAAGACGCCAGGAUGCGAGCAAUCUUUGAAAACUUGCAGAUGCGUCGUUUUGAGCUGAAGCGUUUGACGACUACUGUGAAUGAAAACACGGCGGAAUUUGCUGGCAGACUGAAUCAAAAAAUAACCAGAUCACUGAAAUGCAGGAGCAGCUUUAUAGCACUAUUAGUUACUACAAUGGCUUGAUGCAGAACUGCAUGCUACGUUCAGACAAAAUCCUUUAUCAUUCCGGCGAAGCAAGCAUGGUCACUCAAGCAAUACUCUCUGAAGCAGCCAGGGAUGCUAAACAAACUUAUAUACGCACCCUGGAUAACGAUCUAAAUGAAGAACGUAUGAUGCGCACUCGUAAAAUCAAAUACGAGGCGCAACUGGCUGUGUGGUUGACCAAGUAUGACGCUGACGUUGGUGACAAACAGCAUGUUUUGGAUGAGAUGACCGAAGGUUACGAACGGGAAAAUGCUGAAGCCCAGGAACUGGAGUGUUUGAUGAUUGAACAACAAAAGUUUUCAUGCGGUACCUGGAUGAACAAGACGAAAACGAACUUGACGAAAUAAAUGAGAAACUAUACGUGAUUGCCGCUGAAAGGGCGGCCAAAAUUAUUCAACGAUACUGGCGCCAAUAUCUUCAACAGCGGGUAGUCCGAAUAUCAUCCGUCGUUCAGAAACCUAAAAAGGUUCGUGUAACUAAGAAAAGAAGAAGUAAGCAGUUUACUCCGGAAUCGAAAUUUGACAUUUUGGAAUAAAUAUGUAUAUUUGCAUAUGUCAUUUAUAUAAAAUUAUUAAAGUCUUAGUUUUUA
Molecule: messenger RNA, 2253 nt
Organism: Dalotia coriaria
Lineage: Eukaryota; Metazoa; Arthropoda; Insecta; Coleoptera; Staphylinidae
Exons: 8
Coding region: 1598-2011 (137 amino acids)
Source: RefSeq, a predicted model, not a curated record